CGUGCGCGGCGGCGGAGUAGGAGUACAGCAAGUGGCGGCCCGGGUCGAUGGACAGGGACUCGAGGUGCGCCGCAUGGCGCACGGCCUCGGCCGAGAGGCCAGCGUCCAGCGCGGCCAUGGCAGCCGCUCGGCGCCGGAGCAGGAGCUUCACGUGCGCCAGGAGCUGGGACACGGCCUCCGACUCCGUCGUUGGGAUUAUGAACGCCGAACCGGAGCUGGAUGUCUUGCCGGACGGGACGCAGGGAGUCGCGGCGGUCGCGGAGGACGACGACGACGAGAAACUGUCGUCCGACCAGCACACGCUCUCGCGGCGGAACGCCACCGAAGCGAGGCGGCGGCCGGUCUGCAGCAGCACCAUAGCGUCCUCGAUGAGGCCGAGGUGGAAGCAAGCUUGGCCGAGGACCAAGUACCUGUACGUCCCGUACCUCCACUGGGUACCGGUGCUCGGGUUCUUGGAGAGGCCGGCAAGGACGCGGCGCUUGAGCUCGGAGAUGUCGAAGCAGCAGAAGGAGCGGACGGGGCGAGCGUCAGGUUCCGCGUCGUCGGAGCGGUGGCGGUCGGGCGAGAAGAGUUUGGCGCGGGAGAUCGUGCCGAGAUCACCGGAGCCAGUGGACAAGAGGGACGCCGACGAGGACGAGGAGGUGUCCUCGCCAGAGCACGACUUGCCGCGGCUGGGGAUGUAAUCGCGGAGCAUCUCCGCGACCUCGCUGUAGCGACGCAGCGCGAGGAACGCGCGCGCCCGCAGCUCCAGGGCGGCCUCCAUCCGCGG
Zea mays is the source of this 769-nucleotide messenger RNA. RefSeq lists its product as uncharacterized. The transcript has 2 exons. The coding region runs from base 48 to 683 and encodes 211 amino acids. The record is from RefSeq and is a predicted model, not a curated record. NCBI's taxonomy places the organism in Eukaryota, Viridiplantae, Streptophyta, Magnoliopsida, Poales, Poaceae.